AUGGGUACCGUGGAGAAAGACGAAACUCCAGGCCAGGGGGCGGAGAAAGUGGUCGAGGAAGAUGCUGACCCCCAAACGUUGCCCGAAAUCGUUGAGGAAAUCAACAAAGGCGGCGAGAAACUGGUCUCUUCUUGGUACGAUCGUCUGAUGAAAGUGAGUCUUAGGGCUUUACAGACAUUUUUAAAAUAAAAAUUUUUUAGUUCCCCCCUUCUGUGGACGCAUUUCUGGAUGCCAAGAACAACGCCAAAAAUCGGUAUCCGAAUAUUUUGUUGUACGAUCGGAAUAGGGUCGUCUUGACCGAUAAGUUGGGUCCGGAUUAUAUCCAUGCCAGCUGGGUGGACAGCUAUGAUCAACCGAGUGAGUUUGAGGGCGUAAUUUUCUGGCAGUCAAACAGUUGAAGUUUUGGGUCUUAAGUAGGCCAAAAAGGAUGGUUAUAGGCGCAGCAAAGUUAUCAUUUUUGGGAAAGUAUAUGGGUUCCACUAUGAGUCCUUACGCCUUUUUUGUCAUCCCUCCUUCAAUUCACUGUUACUUUCUUUCAGAUGGCUAUGUUCUGGCUCAAGCCCCCUUCGAUCAAGACACUGAAGUGGAUUUCUGGCGAAUGGUCAAUCAGAUCAAGCCUUGUUUGAUUGUGCUUUGCACCAGUACCAAUGGAGCUGAUGGCCAAAAGCAAAUCAAGGAUUUUUGGCCGACUUCCAAGGCCGAGAGAGGUUACUAUGGAGGUGAUCUCACCGUCAAAUGCACUCUGAUGGAACCGGUGAGUUUUAGGGAAUUUGUUGGAAUACCCUUUUUUGUGCAUGUAUACAGUAUAUAUAAUAGAAUGACGUUUUAAAUUUUCCAGGAGCGAGAUUUUGACAAUUAUGAGAUGCACGUUAAAUUGAAGAAGGAGAAGACCGAUCACAAAGUAUUCAUGAUGCAGUAUCGGAAAUGGAUCUCGGAUAAUGAGAUCCCGGACAAUCUGCUCGAGUUCCGGGCCAUGCUCAAGAUCAGCGUGGCCAGAGCGGAGAAAGAGGGGCGGGGCGAUGGCCCUCUUCUGUUCACAUGUCCCAAUGGAUGUCAUCGGAGUGGAGUUAUGGCCGGAUUGGACAUUGUCAUCGACCGGAUGACGGUCGAUAAAAAGGCAAGGAGCCAUAAAACUCAUCUUUAUCCAAGUCCGGAAAUAAUUACCAAAUUUAGUCAUCAUUUACCAUCUAUUAUUUUUUGUCCUUUCUCUUUCUUAUUUCGUAUUUCCAGGUCGGUCUCCGAGAUACCGCCAUCAACCUCCGCAAGCAACGUUAUGGCACUUUCCAUCGCUUCGAAUCGUACGCUCACAUCGCAGAUAUUAUUGUCCGCCAUGCCGUCUCCUCCGGUCUUGUAAAUCCCAACUUUAUUGGCGUUAGAAAGUAA
This is a messenger RNA of Bursaphelenchus xylophilus (pine wood nematode), 1383 nucleotides long. NCBI's taxonomy places the organism in Eukaryota, Metazoa, Nematoda, Chromadorea, Rhabditida, Aphelenchoididae. The record is from the annotation of a GenBank genome assembly.